This is a messenger RNA of Gracilinanus agilis (Agile Gracile Mouse Opossum), 300 nucleotides long. RefSeq names its product beta-crystallin A4. Lineage: Eukaryota; Metazoa; Chordata; Mammalia; Didelphimorphia; Didelphidae. Gene Ontology annotation, molecular function: structural constituent of eye lens. The record is from RefSeq and is a predicted model, not a curated record. The annotation marks the transcript as partial. The transcript has 3 exons. Gene Ontology annotation, biological process: visual perception; lens development in camera-type eye.
AUGUCCCAACAAUGUACCAAGUCAUCUGGCCACUGGAAGAUCGUGGUGUGGGACCAGGAGGGGUUCCAGGGCCGUCGGCAUGAGUUCACAGCUGAGUGUCCAAGUAUUCUGGAGGUUGGCUUUGAGACAGUCCGAUCCAUCAAAGUACAGAGUGGAGCGUGGGUGGGCUUUGAACAUGCCGGCUUCCAGGGUCAGCAGUUUGUCCUGGAGCGGGGUGAGUACCCAAGCUGGGAAGCCUGGAGUGGCAACGUCGCCUACCAUGUGGAGAGGCUGACCUCCUUCCGUCCUGUAGCUUGUGCA